Molecule: messenger RNA, 2496 nt
Organism: Pipra filicauda (Wire-tailed manakin)
Lineage: Eukaryota; Metazoa; Chordata; Aves; Passeriformes; Pipridae
Product: ribosomal oxygenase 2-like
Exons: 9
Cellular component (GO): nucleolus
Molecular function (GO): histone H3K36 demethylase activity; histone H3K4 demethylase activity
Source: RefSeq, a predicted model, not a curated record
GGCUUGGUUGCAUUUGUGUUGCUGUCAUUUGGGGAUGUCAGCUUUAGAUCUUGGUGCCUUCAGCAGCAUCUUCAGAUCUUGCUGUCAGUCAGGGACUGAUUUUCAGUCUUUAAUUUUGUACGCAUUCCCUUGCCUCGUGCUGCAGUUGGGAAUGUUCAUUCUCUCAGGAAGGAGGUGAUGUGAAUUCCCUCCUGCAGGGCUGAGGUGACCCUCGGUUACUGCUGAGGGACAGGCUGUGCAGGAGCUGCUGAUGAAACACUGCCCAGGAGUUAGUGGGCCAGCAAGGGUGUCCUGCUGCACAGAAGAACUUAGUGCUGCAUGUAAAUACCAGAACUGGAGUUUAAGUUUCAAAGUACGGGAUCUGUGUAAAUAAAAGUAUCUCAACAAAUUGAUAGCAUUUCCUAUCAAAUGGGUGUAGGGAGUAGAGCUGUCAUUUUUACUUAGAAAUUAUGGCAUCAGCACGUUCAAACUUCUCAGGUGUUGGCUUUCCAGACUUGCACAGUUACCUACCGUUACUUGAUUUUCCCCUUAACUUUCCUGAGAAUUUGGCAGCCAAAGCAUUUGUAGAUCAACUUCUUUAUUUUUGCAUAAUGGUACACAAUCAUACUCUCUGCCUGGGAAAAACCAAGUAAAUGACUUCCAGCUUUAAAAUGAAAUGUCUGUGCUUGUAUGAAAGAAUUCUUUUUGUUCUACAUAAACAAAGUUUGACAGCUCGACAGGACUGAAAGCAGAAUCUUGGCCUUUUAAACUGGUAAAUUUGACAAGUUUUAAACUUGUAAAUGUAGUAAUUACAGAGCAUCAACAGGAAGGCCUAACAAUGUUCCCUGUCUUCUGUAAACUGUUAAUGCUUUGAAGCAAAUAGUGAGGCUCUGAAACCAGAGCUGUUCCCGGGAUACUCUGAUAUCCCACUGGGUAGGGGAAGAGUUGUUGCUCUGGGCCCGUGAGCUCUUGAGGUUGUGUUGCUGGUUGAUUGUUUUGGUCCUCUCUCCUCUUGAACAGGAACCAUGCCCAAGGAAGGAGGGAAGCAUGCUGAAAUGGGAAAAGAAACACAGGCACAGUGUAAACGAGCAAAGCUGGAAGCAGCUUGUUCUCCCUCAGCCCUGAGUUUUGAGAACCCAGACAGCCUCUUCGGGAGCUUGAUCUCCCCCAUCAAAGAAGAGGUGUUUUUCAAGGAGUACUGGGAGCAAAGGCCACUGCUCGUGCAGAGCAAUGAUCCCCUGGUGGCUGCUUACUCCCUGUCCCUGUUCCAGCUGUCAGACUUGAAGGAGCUGUGCAGCCAGGGCCUGUACUGUGGGCGAGAUGGGAAUAUCUGCAGGUGUGUGAAUGGAAAGAAGAAGGUUUUAAAUAAAGAAGGUAAAGUGAAUUACAUGCAGCUGAGGAAGGAUUUUGACCAGAAAAAGGCAACAAUACAGUUUCAUCAGCCUCAGAGAUUUAAGGAGGAGCUGUGGAAGAUCUUUCAGGAGAAGCUGGAGUGCUACUUUGGGUCUCUGGUGGGGUCCAAUGUUUCCAUCACUGCCCAGGGAUCCCAGGGCCUUCCUCCUCACUAUGAUGAUGUUGAGGUAGGACAGCACAACCUUGCCUGGGAAACUAAAAAACACUGGGAUAUAUAUUGUCAGACUGUCUGCUCAGAGAGUAUUUUCUCUGACUGCAAUAAGGUUUGACCUGGUGCCCUGAAUAUAUCAAUUUUCUUGCAGCCAGGUGACUUACUGUACUUCCCAAGAGGGACCAUCCACCAAGCUGACACUCCUCUUGGGACCUCCCAUUCCACACACGUGACCAUCAGUACCUACCAAAACAACUCUUGGGGAGAUUUCUUACUGGAUGCAGUUCCUGGCCUGGUGUUUGACACAGCAAAAGAUGACGUGGCGCUGCGGACGAGCAUCCCGAGGCAACUGCUGAUGCAGGUGAAUGCAGCUGACCCCACCAAAAAGCUGAGCAGCCUUUUGAGGAGGCUUGCAGACCACCUGGACCACACCAGGGAACUGAGGUCGUCUGACAUGAAGAAGGACUUCAUUGUGCACCGGCUGCCGCCUUGCUUGGGAUGUGACUCCGAUUCCUUGACUCCAGGUGGGAAAUUGCCAAAAAUAGACAGCAAAAUCAGACUGCAGUUCAGAGAUCACACUCUCAUCUCCGUGGAACCAGAUCAAGAGAAUGCUGAUGAAAUUCGCAGGGAGAUGGUUUAUGUGUAUCAUUCCUUAAGAAACAGGAGAGACACUCACAUGAUGGGGACAGAUGACACUCAGACUCAUGGGCUGCGCUUUCCUUUGUCAUACUUGGAAGCACUGAAGCAGAUUUGGAGUAGCAGCACUGUUCAUGUUAAAGAGCUUAACCUCACCUCAGAUGAAGAGAAAGAAAACCUUGCCUUGUCCCUGUGGAGUGAAUGUCUGAUUGAAGUUCUUUGAUGCUUCUGUGAAUUAGCUGCUCCUCUAAAGGAGUGUUUCUGUCUAUUAAGCAUCUCCUGAGAGCGAGGCUUAUUAAAUUACUUUUUUAUCCAUC